Molecule: messenger RNA, 767 nt
Organism: Vitrella brassicaformis
Lineage: Eukaryota; Vitrellaceae
Source: the annotation of a GenBank genome assembly
CGGCAGCGGAGUAUGCCCGGCUUGUUUGUCGACAUCUAUGCCUAUGGCACGGCGCACUUCCGCGAGGCCGGCUCCAUUGAGCCGCACGAGUGCGUCUACACACCCUGGCCAGCCUCCUCUCGAGGAAGGGGAGAGCCCACCCACCCACACAGCCCCCUCACCAGAAGGCCCUCGGCAUCGCCAGCAAGAUGCUCGAGACACUCGAGAUAAUGCGGCUGGCCGUGCGCGCCCACCGGGUGGCGAUUCGUGAGGCAAGCCUGUUGUGUGGGGACCACUGCCUAUUCAAUGUCUUCAUCAAGCGGUCCGCCAUCAACGGUGGUGAGCAACCGGGAGGGAGGGGUCCACUAGGACAAUGGGAAUGUGACUCAGUGCACCUACUUGCUGUGUCCUCACGCAUUCAUUCAGACUCGUCGCUGCCCGAGCUGAGCGCGGCAUCGGCCGGUCCCGACUCAACCACCAACCAGGAGCCGCCCCUCGUCCGCUUCAUCGACCUUGCCAACGCCGUCGACCUGCCCGCCCCCACACCAGACGCCCCCGAUCACCAUCCGGGCGCAUUCGUGCCGACCAAGGCAUCGCAGCAGCAGGCCGAGCAGCAGGAGCCCGCCACGUACACGGCCUACCACGGGGCACCGGAGCAGUCAUAUCUGCUCUUUUGCCGCUCUUCGGGAGAGGCGGAGGCGCUGAUUGACUCCUCACGGGACGCACGCAACGCUGGCCACGAGGCGAAGGCCGAGGAGAUGAUAGAUGAGGCAUGCCGGGCAAAAUGA